CAACACUACAAAUCUAUUACAUUUAUUGAGCUUAUUUGGCCAUGGCUGCUGACGGUUAUGAAGGUGAUGUCAAGUAUGGAGGGUUGUUCAAACAGUCUGGCUUCUUCAAACCUAAUAACAACAAAAGUUGGGGAAAACGAUUUUUCUUAUUCAAUACACGGACCAUGCUGUUACAGUACUGGCCUGGUGAGGAAGAAAGGAUAUUUAAGGUCGAGCAAGCAGUUAGUGGUCCACCCCGAAGCUCUAUCUCUCUACUCACUUCAAAUCUUGUUGUAGAGUCACUCCCUGUGGAGAGAUCCAUGUUCGGACAAAAGUUUCCCAUCAAGAUAUCGGCGGGACCAGCUUUUUCUGGAAGAGUUCUGGUUCUUGCCGCUAGCAGUUUUGUUGCUAGAGAAACUUGGAUAAAGGCUAUUCAGAAUUCUAUUGAAAACUUAAAAGAGAGACAAAGGGUUAAAGUAAUACAGACGAAGAUUGUCAAGGACCCCAACCAGGCUGGGUAUAAUUCACUAGAAAACCAGUACAUGAUGGUAAAGGAGAAGGAGUCCCAAGUCAAGGAGUUGGAGCAGAAAAUUUCUCGAACCAUUGUUCAAUGCGAUAUGUUGAGGGGUAGGGAUAAAAAAUUGUAUGCCAUGCAAGAAAGGCUAAUGAUAGCUCAUCGAGAUAUUGAGGACAAACUCUACUCGAUGACCCAGGAAGAAAAUAAUCCCAAGCGCCGGUUCAAGUUUAUCAAUGUGAGUGUGGCUCAGACAAUGUUUGAAGAGCUGCCGAUUGGUAUUUACAGACACACUGCAGUGGACUGGAUCAAUGUUAAGACAGGGAAGAAGGGUAACAAGUUGAAUAUACCAAAUGAUGAUAUGCGUAAAAAGAUUCUUCAACCAGGCGAAAAACCCUACUCUGAAGUUCAAAUAAGACUGAGUAACAGAGCUGUGCUAGAGGAGGAUAGAGAGCACCCAGCGUGGAGACUCGAGGAUAAGCAGUACCAUCCUUAUGUUACCUAUAAUACUGUAGCAGAUGGUAUCGAUAAGCAAUAUGAUGAUUCUCCGAAAACAUUUAUAAACGACGCCACCGGAGAACACCAGAUCAGAAUUAUCAACAACGGAGAGGAUUACGAUGCAAAAUCCCUGAAGGAGAUGAACGUGUUCGAUUUUCUGAAGUCAGAUAAGUUCCGACCCGGUUUCCAUCUAGAUUUACGUCGUGAUAAAGCAGACGGUGAAGAUCUGCCUGAUGACGAGGUAUUGAAAACAAAUGAAGAGCAAGUCGAGUUCUUGGAUAAAGCGUCGAGACACCAGGACCGCCCAUUGGGUAUGAAUGAAGCCGUGAGAGAUUAUACUCGGGGUAGAAAUAGCACACCUUUCGAUUCAGUUUGGGAAGAACGUUACCAAGUUGACAAUUCUGGUCACAGAUUUUAAGAGAUCAACGAAAGUGAUUUAUUAGCUUUGUAUGCAGUUAACAUGGGCAUUAAGAUUGAGAUUUGACUGGAUGCACAUUUGUGUGUUGUCAUUUCUGAUGAUUUUGUAGCCGGAUGGUUUUUUGUUGUCAUUUCAUAUAAUAGCUUUGUGUUUAUUUCAGACAUAUAUUGACAUUGUGCUGUUUGAGAACAUUCGUUAAUUAUACUGUAAAUGUAACCGAGAUAAUCGAAAUCGUUGAUUAUAUUAUUUGUAUUGUUAAAA
Molecule: messenger RNA, 1670 nt
Organism: Bolinopsis microptera
Lineage: Eukaryota; Metazoa; Ctenophora; Tentaculata; Lobata; Bolinopsidae
Exons: 10
Coding region: 42-1409 (455 amino acids)
Source: RefSeq, a predicted model, not a curated record